Acanthaster planci (crown-of-thorns starfish) is the source of this 6173-nucleotide messenger RNA. It is a transcript of the gene cpsf1, whose product is annotated as cleavage and polyadenylation specific factor 1. The record is from RefSeq and is a predicted model, not a curated record. Gene Ontology annotation, cellular component: nucleus. Gene Ontology annotation, molecular function: protein binding; nucleic acid binding. Lineage: Eukaryota; Metazoa; Echinodermata; Asteroidea; Valvatida; Acanthasteridae.
GUUCAACAUGGCAGGGAUGACACUGGAUCGGAACGAGCUCACCGUGAUGGACCAAAGCUGAAAGGCAAGCCAAAACACCUCUUGAUCAAACUCAAUUGUUACCAAGAUAAGAUCAAGAUUCUCCAGCAACAACGGCAGGCACUCAUCACAGACCCCUAUUAUUGCGUUAAUGAUCUAACCAAGACGGAUCUCCAGGAAAAGAGGAAAUGGUCCACCUAAGUCGAGCUGCCUACAAAGACGGCAAGAAGUACCGCUUUGGUGUCCAGUAAGUGGAGGGAAGCUGGUGGUUCACUAGCCCACUUCUAUCGUCAAUCUUAACCCGAUGAUGUGACGUCGUCUCAAGGCUUCUCUACUCAACAUCUCCGGUUCUCACUCUGUUGCAGGCACCAAAAAUCCACUGAUUUCUUGCAUACCGAUUGAGCUGGACACCACUGUGUUUCGUUCUCCCUCCACAAGUCACGAUGUACGCCUUCCACAAACAGAUCCAACCACCCACCGGGGUGGAGCACAGUGCAUAUUGUAAUUUCUUCUCAGCUGGCGAACGGAGCCUGGUUGUUGCUCAAGCAUCUGAGCUCACCGUCUACAGACUUCUAAAUGAUGUUGAGACAACAGCUAAAGUGGCUGAGAAAAGCUCAGAUGGCAUCGCUAUCAAGCCAAAGCGAGACAAACUAGAGCACCUGAUGAGCUUCUCUCUCCAUGGCAAUGUGAUGUCACUGCAGACAGCACCAUUGUCAGGCAAUGGCCGAGACGCACUCCUGCUGAGCUUCAAAGAUGCUAAGUUGUCAAUUGUUGAAUAUGACCCCAGCACUCAUGACCUGAAGACUUUGUCCAUGCAUUACUUCGAAGAUGAAGAACUGAAGGAUGGAUUGUACCGUAAUAUCCACAUCCCCUAUAUUCGUGUUGACCCCGAGAAUCGUUGUGCUGUCAUGCUUGUCUAUGGAUCCAAGCUAGUGAUCCUACCAUUCCACAGAGGAGAAGGGUUGGUAGAGGACACUGAGCAAGCUUCAAAGAAAUCUGCAGUAAUGCCAAGCUAUGUCAUCAAUCUGUCGGAAUUGGAGGAGCGCGUCCUGAAUGUUAUCGAUAUUCAGUUCCUUCAUGGCUACUACGAACCCACACUUCUGCUGCUGUACGAGCCGCUGCGAACGUGGCCUGGUCGCAUAGCCAUGAGGCAUGACACUUGUUCCAUGGUAGCGCUGUCAUUGAACCUUGCCCAGCGAGUCCAUCCUGUCAUCUGGGCACUGAACAGUCUGCCGUAUGAUUGCGCACAAGCCUGUGCGGUGCCCAAGCCAAUUGGGGGCGUGUUAGUCUUGGCUGUCAACUCCUUGCUCUAUCUCAAUCAGAGCAUUCCACCGUAUGGAGUGUCUGUAAACUCCAUCACUGAACGCAGUACUGCCUUUCCUUUAAGGCCUCAGGAGGGUGUUUGCAUUGGCUUAGACUGUGCUCAAGCCACUUUCAUUUCCUACGACAAACUGGUGCUGUCACUCAAAGGAGGAGAAAUCUAUGUUCUGACUUUGCUGAUUGACUGCAUGCGGAGUGUGCGAGGGUUUCACUUUGACAAGGCGGCAGCCAGUGUUCUCACAUGCUCUAUUUGUGCCUUGGAUGAGGGCUUCUUAUUUCUUGGCUCUCGCCUUGGCAACUCGCUCUUGUUGAAGUAUACAGAGAAGGCAACAGAUGGUAUUAAUUCAGAUGUCCUGAAAAAAGAAAAAGAAGAGGAAAGAAAAGAGGAUGGUCCUCCAGCAAAGAAGAUCCGUAGCGAUGAUGCCAGUGAUUGGAUGGCAAGCGAUGUGUCACUGUUGGAAGACCCAGAGGAGUUGGAGGUCUACGGCAAGGACACUAUGCAGAGUACGAGCUCUAGUGUCAUCACAUAUUCGUUUGAGGUGUGUGACAGCGUGAUAAACAUUGGCCCCUGCGGCAACAUGACAAUGGGCGAGCCUGCAUUUCUCUCCGAUGAGUUCCAGAACAGCUUGGACCCUGAUCUGGAGUUAGUGACUUGUUCAGGUUAUGGCAAAAAUGGAGCUCUCUCAGUGUUACAGAGGACGAUCAGGCCACAAGUUGUGACUACCUUUGAACUACCUGGCUGUGUGGAUAUGUGGACAGUCAUUCAUAAGAAGGCAGAGACCUCCAAGGAUGGCAUCAGGGAGGAUGUGAAGAAGGAGGAGAAGGAGGAAGGUGAAGAUGACGGGCAACAGGAGGGUGCAGAGGGCGAGAAGAAAUCAGGAAACAAGGCAGGGGAGGACCUGACCGACACUCAUGCCUUCCUGAUCCUAAGCCGAGAAGACUCCAGCAUGGUUCUACAGACAGGACAGGAGAUAACAGAACUUGACCACAGUGGGUUUAGUACCCAGACUCCCACAGUGUUUGCUGGCAACAUGGGUGACAAUAGAUACAUUGUCCAGGUGUCGCCAUCCAGUGUCAGACUACUGGAGGGAGUGAACCAGCUGCAGCAUAUCCCACUAGACUUGGAGUCUGAUAUCAUCCUCUGCUCCCUGAGUGACCCCUACCUGGUGGUCAUGACCGAGAGAGGGGACGUCAUGCUGCUGACCCUCAAGGCUGACCUGUACGGCUCGGGACAUCGCCUCAGCCUGACCAAGCCACAACUUCCACAGAAAAAUCGAAUCCUGACCCUAUGCACCUACAAAGACACCAGUGACAUGUUUACCACAACGAUCAAGAAACAAAGCACUGUUGAGCAGCCCACGGCAGAGAGGAAAUCCCGUACCCUGAGCACAUCACAGGCUGAAGCAAUGGCCAUGGAUACCAGUAGUGCCGAUGAUGAGGAUGAGUUGCUGUAUGGAUCAUCCGAGCCUAAAGUUGCUCCCAGUCCACCUGUUAAAACAGAACCCAACCUCAGUCCAGAACCUGAGACAGCAGGGCAUGACACCCAAGCAACUGCUUCUGAAGAACCCAGCGAUAGCCCGACAUUCUGGUUGGUUGUCUGCAGAGAAAAUGGAAUACUGGAAAUUUACAGCCUUCCGGAUUUCAACCUUAUGUUUCUGGUCAGAAACUUUCCCAUGGCACAGAAGGUCUUGGUGGACAGCGUCCAAACGACAGCAAGCACUGAUCAGCAGGGACAGCAGCAUGACAUGUUGCCGGCUGUCAAGGAGAUCAUGCUGGUUGGCCUAGGCAAUAAGAACAGCAGGCCGUUCCUGAUGGCCAUAGUAGAGGAAGAUCUUCUCAUAUAUGAGGCAUUUGCUUCUCAGUCAAUAUCUGACAUAGCUCACCUUAAACUCAGGUUCAGAAAGGUGUGCCAUGACAUACUCAUCAAGGAAAAGAGGAAAGGUAAGAAACAAGCCAAGGCAGCUGAUGCUCCGGCCUCUAGCUCUACUCGUUACGUCUCUCAGCUCCAAUACUUUGAAGACGUCUCUUCUUAUUCGGGGGUGUUUGUCUGUGGUCCCUAUCCACACUGGAUCUUUGUCAAGUCUCGGGGUGCCUUGAGGGCCCACCCUAUGUCCGUUGAUGGUGCUGUAUCCUGCUUUGCCCCAUUCCACAAUGUCAACUGCCCACACGGAUUCCUGUAUUUCAACAAACAGGGGGAUCUGCGGAUUUCCAUUCUGCCCACCCAUCUGUCUUACGAUGCUCCUUGGCCAGUGAGGAAGGUUCCGCUAAGAUGCACUCCUCACUUCAUUUGUUACCAUGUCGACAGCAAGACGUAUGCAGUGGUCACAAGCACUCUGGAGCCAUUCAUGAAGAUCUGGAGGUUGGGCUACGAUGACCAAGAGUUUGAGGAAGCUGAACGAGAUGAAAGGUUUGUGGCUUCUCAGAGGGAUCGUUUUGCAAUCCAGCUCUUUUCGCCUCUCAGCUGGGAUGGCAUCCCAAACACAAGAAUCGAUUUUGAGGAGCUAGAGCAUGUGACUUGCCUGAAGGUCGUCAAUCUGAGUUCUGAAGGGUCAGUGACUGGCAAGAAGGGUUACAUUGCUGCCGCAACAACAAAGGUCUUUAGUGAAGACGUCCAGUGUACAGGAAAGGUUUUUAUCUAUGAUGUGAUUGAGGUCGUCCCAGAGCCAGGCCAACCGCUCACUAAAAACAAGAUCAAGGUGUUGUAUGAAAAAGACCAGAAGGGACCUGUGUCAAGUCUGUGUGACUGUAUGGGCUACCUGCUGACAAGUGUUGGCCAGAAGGUUUAUCUUUGGACCUUCAAAGACAAUGAUCUUCUGGGUUUGGCCUUCAUUGACACCCAGAUCUACAUCCACAGGGCCGUCUCCGUCAAAAACUUCAUUCUGGUCGCUGAUGUCACCAAGAGCAUCUACCUCCUGCAGUACCAAGAGUCCGAUCGGACUAUUGCUCUUGUCAGCAGGGACUCCAAGCCCCUUCAAGUGUACAGCUGUGAGUUCAUGGUUGAUGAUUCUCAGCUGGCUUUCCUCGUAUCAGAUGUGGACAAGAAUUUGAUCAUAUACCACUAUCACCCUGGAGCUCGUGAGAGCUGUGGAGGGACCAGGCUGCUCCGCCGCGGUGACAUCAACGUUGGCAGUCACAUCAACUCAUUUGUGCGUGUGCGGUGCAAGCUGAGUGACCCAGCAUCCAGUAAGCCAAUCACAGGGCCAGCUGAGAGAAGACAUGUAGUUUAUUAUGCAUCUCUAGAUGGCAGCCUUGGCAUGCUUCUACCUAUGACUGAGAAGACUUACAGGCGCCUGCUGAUGUUGCAGAAUGCCAUUACAACCAGCAUCAUGCACAUUGGAGGACUAAACCCCAAAGCGCACAGGCACAUUGUGUCCCACCAGCGUGAGCUCAGCAAUCCCCAUCGCAACAUUCUGGAUGGGGAUCUGUUGUACAAGUACACCUACCUGAGUGUGGUUGAGAAAAAUGAGCUGGCAAAAAGGAUCGGCACCACAGUGGACCAGAUCAUGGAUGACUUGAUGGAUGUGGAGAGAUUAACAACACACUUUUAAGUGGAGAGACUGAUGAGGAAUUGAAAACUCUGCAGAUGCGAUACAUGCAGAUAUCACCCCUGGCAUAGAAAUGUAGUGUUUUAAUUUAAUCCUUUGGAGGGAAACUGUUGUGAGCUUAGCCUUUUUCCCUGUGUACCCUGAUAACAGAAUGACAAUGUGGUGCUUAUUUAGUGCACAAUGCAUUUUAUAAGUUAAUUAUUAUGCAGAGACUGUAGGCUGUUACGUUGGACAAAAGCUAGACUGAAAGUUACUAGCGAUACCAAAAGUCGACAGACAAGUUGUCUUCUGUUAAUGCUUACUGGCACAAAAUCAACCAGUGUGUACAUGUGGUUCUGAGGGUGCAGUUAAAUGCAGCCAAAUUCACCAGCAAUUAGGAAAGUCAUAUUGUGUAGAAAUUUGACGAGUGGAAUGACAAAGCACACCGACCACUCCUUCUGCCAGUGUGUGACAGACCCACUUGUCUCCUUUUGGCUCCCGAUAGUUACAAGUUGUUCAGUUGAAUUCAUGACUCGAUCUUCUUUUUCAUUUGUUUCAUUAAAAGAGCAUUGAAGAUGAUGCUUUCGUGUUGUUUAAUUAUAGCAAUACGUUUUGCCUUAGAUGAUGGCAGCUCUAUGCAUCAGCAUCACGUGAGAUGACAGAUGUGUUUAAGUAAUGAUUCGGUUUUCUGUUGUCGUCGCCCUUUCUCCGUAAUUACUCAUUGUUUCCCUUUAUCUUGAUACAUCAGAUUCCGAGUGUGGAUUUUAUGGUCCACAGUAGAGUUACCAUGGUAGUAGAAAUCUCUGCCGAAUGCCUUUUAACAGGGGAGCAUCCAAUUAUUCCCCAGGAUAUCAUAAUGGCAGUAGGAGUAUUGUGGUUGUUCUCCCUAGGGCGCUGGGCUAUACUUGUCGGGGCAACAUUGUAUUUUGCGACUAAUAAAACAACAAGCAUUGUUUUCCCCGCAACCAUUGUUUUUUAUGACCCAUCAUGUUAUCAGUUUUCCUCAAUGUGGGCCACUGGCCAGUCACGGUGCUCAAUUGUCACGCACGAUGUUACUCUGUAAAAAUCCUUAUCUUUUUCUGAGUAAUUUUUCCUUACUGUACGCUACCGUUGCCGUUGAGUUUAUUAUGGCUUCAAAUAGAUUAAUAGCAGCAGGUCACGUGCAGCUGCACGUCUACUUUUUUUAGUUUUGAUGCACCCACAUUAGUGUUACAAAGCACUUCGAAUGUGUACCUCUACUCAACAUGGAGUGAUUGUUUGCUUAAUAAAACAGUCCAUUCGAGGAUUGGGCAAAGUUUUGUUAUCCAAUAA